This is a messenger RNA of Gymnogyps californianus (California condor), 2991 nucleotides long. It is a transcript of the gene PKNOX1, whose product is annotated as PBX/knotted 1 homeobox 1. Gene Ontology annotation, biological process: angiogenesis; regulation of transcription by RNA polymerase II. The record is from RefSeq and is a predicted model, not a curated record. The transcript is spliced from 11 exons. Bases 419 to 1729 code for a protein of 436 amino acids. Lineage: Eukaryota; Metazoa; Chordata; Aves; Accipitriformes; Cathartidae. Gene Ontology annotation, molecular function: RNA polymerase II cis-regulatory region sequence-specific DNA binding; DNA-binding transcription factor activity, RNA polymerase II-specific.
UAGCCUUCUGUUAGAGGUGUCAGCAAAGACAAAGAUAAAUAUGGAGAAUGAAUGGAAUAAGAUGAGGGAAAGUUCAAAUAAUAGCAUGGGAUAGUUGGUGCGAUUAGAGACUGUUAAAAAUGCAAAAAACCAUUUGCAAAACAUGCAAAAAAUCCUGUCAGUUUAAAUAAACUUGGGGAGGGAACCACAUAAUAAAGCAAAAUAUCUUCUUCAAUCACAUUCAGUCUCAGAAAGUAUGUUCUAUGUUGUUGUCUCCUCCUGAAUAUUUCUCUGCUGGUUUUUAGGUUUCUGUCCUCUACAUUGUACAUCAGUGGGAUCACUCUGCUGGAACAAGAUAAUGUCGUCUUCAACCCAUUGAAGGGAAGGGAAUAUUUGUUCAUACUUAUGAUGAUUUGACAUAACUAAUGUUUUAUUAACCAUGAUGGCAACACAGACAUUAAGUAUAGACAACUAUCAAGAUGGACAACAGAUGCAAGUAGUAACAGAGUUAAAAACUGAACAAGAUCCCAACUGCUCUGAAACUGAUGCAGAAGGGGUGAGUCCUACCCCUGUAGAAUCUCAAACUCCAAUGGAUGCAGACAAGCAGGCCAUUUACAGGCACCCACUAUUUCCCUUGUUAGCACUAUUAUUUGAAAAAUGUGAACAAUCUACACAAGGCUCAGAAGGCACAACUUCUGCUAGUUUUGAUGUAGAUAUUGAAAAUUUUGUACGGAAGCAGGAGAAAGAAGGAAAACCCUUUUUCUGUGAAGAUCCAGAAACUGAUAAUUUGAUGGUAAAAGCAAUCCAAGUUCUACGUAUCCAUCUGCUUGAGCUAGAAAAGGUUAAUGAACUCUGCAAGGAUUUCUGUAGUCGUUACAUUGCCUGCCUGAAGACAAAAAUGAACAGUGAAACUCUAUUAAGUGGAGAGCCUGGAAGUCCUUAUUCACCUGUGCAAUCUCAGCAAAUUCCAAGUGCCAUUGCAGGCACACUCAGUCCCCAAGGGAUUAUGGUGCCAGCAUCAGCAUUGCAGCAGGGAAAUGUAACUAUGGCAACAGUAGCAGGGGGGACAGUGUAUCAGCCAGUCACUGUGGUCACUCCACAAGGUCAAGUGGUGACACAGGCACUGUCACCUGGGACUAUUCGGAUCCAGAACUCUCAGCUUCAGUUGCAAUUAAACCAAGAUCUAGGCAUCUUGCAUCAAGAUGAUGGCUCAUCGAAAAAUAAAAGAGGAGUUCUUCCCAAGCACGCUACAAAUGUGAUGAGAUCUUGGCUUUUUCAGCACAUAGGGCACCCAUAUCCAACAGAGGAUGAGAAGAAACAGAUUGCAGCACAAACAAAUCUGACACUACUCCAGGUUAACAAUUGGUUUAUCAAUGCUAGAAGGCGAAUUCUUCAGCCAAUGCUGGAUUCCAGUUGUUCUGAAACUCCAAAAACAAAGAAGAAAACAGCUCAGAACCGACCGGUUCAGAGGUUCUGGCCUGACUCCAUUGCCUCAGGAGUUGCUCAGCAGCAAUCUAAUGAGCUCACGAUGUCAGAUGGUGCUGUUGUAACAAUUACAGCUCCAGUCAACAUGAAUGUAGACAGUCUCCAGUCUUUGUCAUCCGAUGGUGCUACUUUGGCUGUUCAGCAAGUUAUGAUGGCAGGGCAAAGUGAGGAUGAGUCUGUAGACAGCGGUGAAGAUGAUGGAGGAGAUCUCUCAACAACAAAUAUCAGUGGGCUGGUCUUGGAUAACAGCGAUUCUCUGCAGUAGGAAGCAAGAGAGUGUGACAAAAUGUUUAGGAAAAAGAAUGGACUGACUGACUGUUUUUAUAGUUUGCACAGCAAACAUUUUACACAAGUUUUAUUUCUAAUAUGUUUUAUAUGUAGAUAUAGAAGGGUGCACUUUUUUGUAUUUCAUAGUAAGCUUAAAGAGUGUUUUUGCAGGUGCAGCAACUUCUUUCAAAUGUGUUUUUUCAUUUCUUUUCCUUAUUUCAGAAAAUUAUAUCUAGUAAUAUAAAGAACCACAUAAGCACCCCUUUGUUCUAUGAAUUGGAAGUGCUGCAGUUUCUAAAGAAUUAUGCAGUUUCAAUUAGUGCUGUUAUUUAACACAGCUCUUGAUGGGCAGAUGAUGUAAAUUUAAAGCAUGUGACACUAGCGUGUGAAACUUGAUCAUUAAGUUAGAUGCAUAUAUUUGAAAGAUGCUUCUGCACCUUAAAAACUGCUAGUCUGAGGUGGACAGCAACACACAUAAAAAGAAAACGUUGAUGUGUGAUUCAGUAGCGAAUGUAUGGCAAUUUAAAUAAGUUUAGUUUCUCUCAUAGUCCGUGAGCCUGUUUAUCAUUUGCUAUAAAAGCUCCUAUUUUUACCUUGCUGGGGUUAUUGGAUAAAAAAUAUUUUUAUAAAUUCACUAGGAAUUGGGAUGACAACUGUAUGAAACAGGAGGGGGAAAAAAAAAAAAAAAAGAGUUUCCAGAGGGGAAAAAUAAAUAUUUAGUAUUCCUAUUUGGAAGGUCUGAAAACUGACCAAAUUUAAUAAACAAGCCUACACUAGCAUUCUAUGAUUCUCAGCUAUCCCACAGUGAUACACUAUAUUUGAUAAUAGCAUAAGAAGGGCCCACUGUUUGAUGGGAUUUUGAUAUUGUCAAACAUUGAUUUAUAUUAUGUGUAAACUAAUAUUCAAAUUACAUUAACUCUGUAUCUAGACUUGUAUCUGAAGAUAUUUGCUAAAUGAGUAUUCAGGUAAGUAAAUUCAAAUACCCAUGACUUUUCCAGUUAUUAGAGAAAUUUAACAGUCUAUAGUUUGUACAACUGAAUCUGAAAAAUGAAAAGUUGCCUACUAUACAGUCAUGAAUUCUGCUAUCACUCUGCUAUUUUAUUGCAUUUUAAAUAUUUUCCCCUAAUACAAAAAGAAAUAUAACUUAAGGGUUUAUAUAAAAUUUCUUCAAAUCUGAAGGUUACUACCCUAAUAUACAGCAGGCUUUAUUAGAGUAGAAAAUCCUUGUGUGUCAUUUAAAAACUAAGAGCUAGUGAUGAA